Molecule: messenger RNA, 2796 nt
Organism: Spodoptera littoralis (African cotton leafworm)
Lineage: Eukaryota; Metazoa; Arthropoda; Insecta; Lepidoptera; Noctuidae
Source: the annotation of a GenBank genome assembly
AUGUUGUACAAAUCCGCGGCUCUUCGGACGAAGAGCCAGUAUUUGAAACAUGUGGUUUAUUACUCUUCGGCUAAGGGUACCCGAACGAUAGCAAUAAGGAGAGAAGACCAGUCAGUAUGGGAGAGAAGAGCUCCAUUCUCUCCGUCCAACGUCAACCGCCUGGUGCGACAGGGCGUCAGGGUAAUCGUGCAGCCCUCUAACCGAAGGGCCUAUCCUAUGCAGUCAUACAUAAAUGCGGGCGCAAUAGUCCAGGAGGAUAUCAGCGAGGCGAGCGUGAUCUUCGGCGUGAAACAAACACCCAUCGACCUACUCAUACCAAACAAGACAUACUGCUUCUUCUCUCAUACUAUCAAAGCUCAGGAAGCUAACAUGCCUAUGUUAGACGCCAUUUUGAAAAAGAACAUUCGAUUAAUAGAUUACGAAAAGUUGAUGGAUGACUCCGGUAACCGCGUGGUGGCGUUUGGCAAAUACGCAGGAGUGGCGGGUAUGAUCAAUAUACUACACGGCAUUGGGCUGAGGUUACUCGCACUUGGACAUCAUACACCGUUCAUGCACAUUGGACCAUCUCACAACUACCGCAACUCCAGUAUGGCACGACAGGCCAUCAGGGAUGCUGGUUAUGAAGUAGCAUUGGGCAUGAUGCCCAAAUCUCUAGGACCUCUCACCUUCGUCUUCACUGGAUCUGGAAAUGUCUCUCAGGGAAGUCAAGAGAUAUUCCAAGAAUUACCUCACGAAUACGUACCUCCAGAGAUGUUGAGGAAAGUGGCUGAACAUGGAAGUCCAAAUAAGAUCUACGGCUGCGAAGUUCGUCGCAGACAUCACUUGGAGAGGAAAAAUGGAGGAGGUUAUGAUGCACAGGAAUACGAUGAGCAUCCAGAACGAUACAUCUCAACCUUCGCGCAGAAGAUUGCACCAUAUACAUCAGUCCUAGUAAACUGCAUUUACUGGGCGGUAGGCAGUCCGAAGUUGCUGACCAUUCCAGACGCUAAGCACUUGUUGCUACCUUCACACACUCCGUGGUUACCCAAGAGUAUUGGAGCCCCAGCCUUACCCCACAGAAUGCUGGCUAUUUGCGACAUAUCUGCUGACCCUGGUGGCUCAAUCGAAUUCAUGAAUGAAUGUACUACUAUCGACACGCCCUUCUGUCUUUACGAUGCUGAUAGAAAUAAAGAUACUAAGAGUUUCAAAGGUCCCGGUGUACUAGUAUGUUCAAUAGACAACAUGCCGACACAACUGCCGAGGGAAUCCACUGACUUCUUCGGUGACUUACUGUACCCAUACGCAGAAGAUAUCAUGAGGUCUGACGCCACCAAACCGCUAGAAGAACACAGUUUCUCGCCUGUGGUUCAAGGAGCCAUUAUAACAAGCAACGGACGGUUGACGCCCCCUUUCGAGUAUAUCAACGAACUUAGAAUGGCAAACACACGUUCCCGUCAUAAGGUGGAAGGCAAUGAGCAACAGACGCCUAUCCUAAUCCUCGGCAGCGGUCUGGUGUCGGCCCCCGUGGUGGAAUAUCUGGCUAGAGACAAAAAUAUUGCUGUUACAGUAGCCUCAGCAGUAAAAGAAGAAGCGGAUGCUCUAGCAGAACGUUAUGGAGUCUCCUCAGAGUAUUUGGAUGCUAAAGACGAGUCAGCAUUAAGGUCCUUGGCGUCUCGGGCUCGAGUAGUGGUGUCCCUCCUGCCCUACGACCUCCACGGUACGGUGGCGAAGGCCUGUCUUAGCGCAGGCGCACACAUGGUCACCGCGUCCUACGUCAGACCUGAAGUACAGGAACUGCACAAAGCUGCAAAAGACGCUGGUAUUACACUCCUCAAUGAAGUUGGUUUGGACCCAGGCAUCGACCACUUACUCGCACUUGAAUGCAUCCAUGAUAUACAGAACCAUGGAGGAAGAAUCGACUCAUUCGUAUCAUACUGUGGAGGUUUGCCAGCACCCGAAUUCAGUGACAAUGCCCUAAGAUAUAAAUUCUCAUGGAACCCUCGAGGAGUGCUGCUUAACACAAUCUCCGGAGCCAAGUAUCUUAGCAAAGGACAGAUCGUGGAAGUGUUGAGUGGUGGAGAACUAAUGUCAGUGGCUCGCGACCUGAACUUCCUGCCUGGCUUCGCGUUUGAAGGGUUCCCCAACAGAGACAGCACCAUGUACUCCAGGCUGUACGGCAUUGAAGAUGCUCACACCAUGUUCAGAGGAACUAUUAGAUACAAAGGUUUUGCAGAGAACAUGAUAGCGAUGCAGCUGUUUGGUCUGGUGGACCCCAACCCUCACACGUCCCUGCACCCUGAUGGACCUAAGAUCACAUGGCGUCAAUUCGCCUGCGAGCUCCUUGGUCUAGUCGACUCUUCAAUAUUCUUCGAGAACCUGAGGACGAGGUUAUCAGAACGCAUCGGACCUUCAGGAGCUCAGUCACUGGAGUCCCUCGGUCUUCUAGAUGACGUCGAGAUUGUCAAGUGCGGCACACCUCUCGACACUGUCAGCCAUUAUCUUAGCAAGAAAUUACAAUUACAAAAAGAUGAGACUGACCUGGUGGUACUUCGUCACGAGCUGGGCGUGACUUGGAGCGAUGGCAAACGUGAACGAAGGGAAGUCACGAUGACCGUGCGAGGAGAUCCCAGCAAACAUACCGCCAUGGCCUGGACCGUAGGCCUACCCACCGGCAUCGCUGCUAAAAUGGUGCUUGAUGGCGAAAUCCAAGAGCGUGGUGUGGUGCUCCCAUUCUCACCAGUAGUCUACAAGUCACUAUUAUCCCGACUAAGAGCUGACGGAAUCCACGCGAAAGAAACUACGACUCCACUCAACUGA